GUGAAAGUGUGUGUGUGUGUGUCCGUGUGUGUGUGAUCUUAUGGUGCAACCAUGACAAGAGCCGCACUGACUAAACUUGUCAUCCUCGUGAUCCUCGCCUUCAUCAUCUGCCUCCCUGAAUUCUUCACAUUGUACAAAGAAUCAAAAGUUAACUUCCACUGCCAGCCUUACCGACCGCGCGAGCCAGGGAAACAGGUGAAGGCGGGAAAAGAUGGGAGGAUCGGACAUGUGGACCCAUCACAGACUCCAGAAUGGGAAAAGUGGGAACAGGCCUGCGCGCGGGAGGAUCAAAGCAACGCGACAGAUCCUGCGUCAGACUCCAGGAGAGGUGACGAAGAUCCGGAAAAGAGUUGUUUCAUGUGUGAAACAGAUACAGACAUGCUGGCACUGCUCAGAGAAAGCACAUCGUCAGCUUUAAAGGUACAGUUUGAGGUGUCGGUGGAGCUUCACCUCCCUGAUGUCGUGAAUCUCACCUUGUACAGCCUAAAUAAUCACGGCUCCUUACACCUCCGCCCACCUGAGGAAGAGGACGGAAAGACGAAGGAUGGCGAAGGACCGCGGAGCGAGGCAUUUUACUGCUGUCUCCCUUCCCGGCUCGCCUCGGCGUCGGCCAAUCAAAGCCGCUGUCUCCUUUGGUUCUCCAAUCGAACAGUUUUGACAGCGGCCAAGGAAACGCUGCCAUGGAAACGGACGAUGAAAGAUGAGUGGAGCUGUAUGUUCAGGGUGCUCUGGCUGGUUCUUCUGUGCGUGGUGCUGCUGACUAUAGUCAUAGUCGUGCUCGGACAAAUCUACUGGAGGGGAUACUCCUGCAGAAAGCCCAAGGUGCACCCUGUUUGUUACGACUUCUCCGGCCAGCAGCUGAACGAUGGUGAGAAGCACGCGGACGUCAUUCACAAUGGAAUGAUCCUCCCCUCCCAUGGGCCCCAGUCUUGGUUUGAACUGUCAACUAUUCACGAAGUCGACAGUCAAGAAAACAUAGAAACUCUGCUGGAUGGAAAUGUUGACCACUGUUAUACAGCAAAUCUGCAUCAUCGCAACCAUCCCUUCACCUCCUCCUGCACAGAGGAGCAGGGCUGGUGACGGAGGAGCAGCCAGAAGGAGCACAGAAAUGGACUUAAUGUACAGUGAAGAAGAAAAAAAAAGACUUUUUUAAGAUGUAAAUAAAAACACCUCAGACACAUAAAGAUGGUUAAAAUGUGUUUAUUUUCAACACCUCAUCCUCCAACAGUCUUCGGGCACUUUAGUAGACGGCGGUCUAAAUACAUUAGUAAACUGUCCAAACCUAAAUAAAUGACUCGACUCCCAAAUAUUUUUCAUUUCGCAUUACAAGUCAUUUUGUAUUCUAAGGCAACAGCACGGCUGAAGAAUGGUCUUGCCCUAUCUGGCUAAAGCUGAAAGGAUGCUUAAUAUCUUUCUAGCCAGCGUGUCAAAGUAUCUCCAGAAGAGAAGACGCAGAAGUAAAGAAGGAGAAGAAGAGUGCUUUAUCUCGUGCAGAGAUCUGUGUAACCGCAGGGCUGGAAGAGCCAAUUUAACACUGGAUAUUAAAAGACAGAUGCACUGGGUGCAUCUGCUGCUGAAA
This is a messenger RNA of Larimichthys crocea (large yellow croaker), 1579 nucleotides long. RefSeq lists its product as uncharacterized. The transcript is spliced from 10 exons. Lineage: Eukaryota; Metazoa; Chordata; Actinopteri; Sciaenidae. Bases 52 to 1080 code for a protein of 342 amino acids. The record is from RefSeq and is a predicted model, not a curated record.